Molecule: messenger RNA, 989 nt
Organism: Striga asiatica
Lineage: Eukaryota; Viridiplantae; Streptophyta; Magnoliopsida; Lamiales; Orobanchaceae
Source: the annotation of a GenBank genome assembly
CUUUGAAUCACCAAAAGAAUAUCAUGCGCAGCCACAAGAUCAAUCCCCUCCUCAAAUCCCUUUCUUCCUGCUUGAUCAUGAUCCAAUUGCUCGAGACAUGCAUCGGGAAGAAGACUACUCCCCACUGCCCACCUUCUUCCUGCGGCAAUAUUCCUAAUAUUAGCCACCCUUUCAGGCUGAAAAAGGACCAUAAACACUGUGGUAACACAGAUUAUGAACUAGCCUGCGAAGAUAAUACCACUUUCGUACAUUUUGACUCUCAAAAAUACAUUGUCCGGUCAAUCGAUUAUCCAAACCGCACAAUACGCUUAUCUGAUGCUUCUAUAAUAGAGAAUGACAGUUGCUCAUUCCCAACGUACCAUCUAUCUCCAUAUAACCUUAUAAAUAUUACCAGCGGUAGAUAUUCAAUUACACGCAGCGGUAAAUCUUCAUUUUCUCGAGUUAUGAAUUUUCCCAGGCAGUAUCCAUAUGGUUUCAACGAGUCCGUUAUCAAAAAUUUGAUUACCAUGACCUGCCCAUAUCGAGUGAAUAACUCGCUUCUUCUGGAAGUAGCUUCCGAUUGUGGCCACAUGGAUCACAUGUACAUGAAGUCUGGCCAUUUUAAUGGAUCGUGGUUCACGGAUAAUUGUACGAUAGGUCUCAUGGGGAAGACUUCAAAAUUGCCAGUACUACCCAACAGUGAAAACAGUGUUUCGCUUUCAGAAAUCCACAGUUCUCUACUGUAUGGGUUCGAACUUUCAUGGUUCAAUGCGCCUUGUGGUGGCACAUGUGCAGAUUGCUUUGUUGACGGCAAACAAGCCACGUGCAGAAAGGAGAUGUGUGAUGUUGGUUUGAUUGGGGAGAUUCAGUGUGGUGACAUGCCAACAUGGCUCACUGAUGCCUUGUCUUGUAAGAAUUCUUCAGUUCUAUGGCCUUGUAAUAUUUUCCCUUUUGUUGGAGCAAACUGUACCUUUCCUAUCUUCUUCAUCCCAUCUCUUAACUCUGUUUAG